Messenger RNA from Clupea harengus (Atlantic herring), 1381 nucleotides. RefSeq names its product B-cell receptor CD22-like. Bases 1 to 1239 code for a protein of 412 amino acids. NCBI's taxonomy places the organism in Eukaryota, Metazoa, Chordata, Actinopteri, Clupeiformes, Clupeidae. The record is from RefSeq and is a predicted model, not a curated record. The transcript has 9 exons.
AUGGUCACAAGGUGUCAUUGGUGGUCCAUGGGAUGUCUCCUAUGCUUUGAGCUUCUGUGCUUUAAAUGGAUCGUCAGUGACCAUUCCCUGAACUUACAAAUAUCCCCCAAAACAAACUGUGGAACAACUCUGCAGGUGAAGAUACGUCCUACAACCGUGACAGAGGGACAGAGUGUGACACUGACCUGCACCACCCGCACCUGCAGUCUAAGCAGCCUCACCUACAUCUGGUACAAGAACAGCCUGCCUCUGUCAACCAAGCUCACACCGGGCAACAACACCCUCUUCUUCAGCGCAGUCCACAUCGCAGAUGCAGGCAGAUACGUCUGUGCUGUAGAAGGUCACGAGGAUCAUCUAUCCCAUGCAGUGACGCUCAGUGUUAGGUUGCACAACUACACCUGGUACAGGAAGACUGGAGAUGAAACCUUACAGAUAGGUUCGGGACAGAAUUACAGCUUCGCCAGAAUCCACUCUAAGUGCAGUGGACAUUGUCUGGCAAAGAAUGAUGUUGGAAGUGGCCAGUCUUUAUCCCUGCUGGUGGACGUCAAAUAUGCUCCAAGGAACAUUACAGCAUUGCUCAGUCCCUCGGGGGCUAUAAUGGAAGGCGCUUCAGUGACUCUGACCUGCAACAGCGAUGCCAACCCACCUGUGCACAACUACACGUGGUACAAGAAGUAUAGCAGGACUGAAUCCAGCCUGAUUGGAUCAGGACAGAAGUACGGCAUCUCUCACGCCAGGCCUGUACACAGAGGCCGGUAUUAUUGUAAGGCAGAGAACAAAGUAGGAGCCACUGCAUCUACAACUCUUCCUGUACACGUGCACAAGCCCCCACUGUGGGGGUCCAUAGGACCGCUGUUAGCACCUAUACUCAUCCUCAUGGCUGGCACAGUGGCAGUGUGUCUCAGUGUGUGUUGGAGAAACACGGAAACUAUAGCAGCAGAAGAUGACAGUAUGACACACAGUGGAAAGGAAGACUCCGGUCCCAUUUACUGCAACAUUUCAGCAAUGCCCACAGCCCCUGGCAAUGCCUCUGGCGCAGACGCAGGAGAUGGCGAUGACGUCCAGUACGCCACUGUUCGGUUCACCCACAGCACAACACAGGAUGGGACGCCGCAAGGCUGUGCGAGCGAAGAUGAUGUGGAGUACGCCACAGUGAACUUUUCCGUUCUCACUACUACUGAUGCCCGGUCUGAGGAGGAGUCUGUGAUCUACAGCAAUCAGCAGAAUGCAUACAAAUGAGGACAACGGUUUAAUUUCAUUCCAAGUCAACGGUUAAAUGGACCACUAUUUUGUACUUACUUUUGUUCAGUCCAGAUUGGUAUCAUAGUGUAGUUAGCUUUUCAGUAUCAGUAUGCUUGACUGAAGCUCAAUAAUAGUGAUU